AUGGCUCCCAGCAUACAGCCCCCGAGCAUCUUUGACGAUUCCUCCCGUGGUCCUACCAAGCCAUCCGUCCUGCGAGCAAUCUGGUCAUCCAAGACCCACAAACGGACUUCAUCUGCAGAUGAUGUCCUCGCCCCUAGAGUCGUUGAUAAAGGCCAGCCUAGUGGCAGCCCAUAUGCGCCCCCAGUCGAUGGACCUUACAACCCUGCGGAACAGCCACUGGCAGAAAUAGCCCUCAACCGGGAUACAGCAGACGUUAGUUCAACCCAGAGAUCACCUGGAAAGCAAGGGAAACACACUCUACACAAGAAAACAAAAAGCGCCGUCUCACUGAAAUCUCUCAAGAGCUAUAUGGAACGCAAGGACAAGUCGGAUGAGACGCCAGAUGACGAAGCAGCGAAUCUGAAGCCGAAGAAAGCAAAGUCGGCCAACAGUCUCACGGCUAUCUUGAAACGAUCCCAACGCGGAAGGAAAGGAGAAAACUCGAAGAGCACUCGGGACAAAGAGAACCGCAGCCCAUCGGACCCUGUCGAUAGCAUGCCCUCUCCAAUGUGGAACCACUACCCAACGCCGCCGUACUACAACCAACCUGAGGUUACCAGUUCCCAGCACAAGCGUAGGACUCUACAGGAGGAGGUUUCUCUCUACACCCCUAGGGAGUAUGGACCCACUCUUCAGCGAAACUUCUAUGAUUACGAUGGACCCUCUCUCAGAGCCCGCGGGGAUCCAAAGCCACGUCCAAAAUCGGACUACCUCGCGGGAAAUCGCAAGGUGAAAGAACUGAUGGAUCCUAUAGAUGGCAUGACGGCGAACCAGCUGGCUUCGGGUAACCAGCCAGAACCUGCCUCGCCCAAGAAACACGGAAGGCCCAGGGCACUCUCACGCCCGGAAUACCAUCCCCCAGCGGAAUCCAGGCCCGAAGCAAGCCCGAAACGACUCUCUCGCGUCCAAGCGGCAAUAUCAGCAUUUAAUGCAAAAGAGCAGGAGGCUGAACUGCAGAAACGCUUGACCGGCAAGGAGCUUGAGAGCGAGUUCGAAAAGCUACUGGAUGCUAGGAAUAUUCCUCAUAACAUGCGAGACAAGAUGAGGUCUCUGGAUACCAACAUAAAAGCAGACUUCAUUAUGAAGGAUCGAGCCGAAAAUACUGCGCCGCACAGCACUGGUGCUAGUGGUACCGAUAGUACCGGUCGUCGGGGGCGCAAGAAGGAGCCAAAGGAGGACCGCCAUGGCCAAGACAGCAAAGGAUCUCGCUCGCGAUCCCGCAGUCGCGGCUUCUCAUUCUCCAAAGGCAGCUCUUCGCCUAAGAAGCAGCGCCCCGACAGCGGGAGUUUCUAUAGGCGUCCCAAAUCCGCCGACUAUUCACAGCCCACAGGAUUCUCCAGGCUCGGAACCCCGUCAGCUUCCACUACCUCACUCUCUGCCACAGCUUGUGAUACUGCAGCUGACCCGUCGGACUUUGUGCAUUAUCUGAGAGAAAUCCAGAAGCCAGAAAUGGUCGAGGUUGGGAAAAUGCACAAGCUUCGCAUCCUCCUCCGGAAUGAAACUGUCAGCUGGGUUGACACGUUCAUUGCGGACGGUGGUAUGGAUGAGGUGGUGCAACUGCUUUACAGGAUUAUGAAGGUUGAAUGGAGGGAAGAGCAUGAAGAUACCCUGCUUCACGAAACCUUGUUAUGCUUGAAAGCUCUUUGUACAACAUCCAUCGCUCUGCAGCAUCUCACCAACAUCGAGGGCGAGCUUUUCCCCGCAUUGCUGCGAAUGUUAUUUGACGAAGAGAAGAAGGGCCCAAGCGAGUACACAACCCGUGGGAUUAUCAUCAAUCUCCUGUUUACUCAGCUCUCUGCUGUAUCAUCCGACGAGAUGGCUGCCAGCCGGGCUUCACGCAUCUUAUCCUACCUGCGCGACCCGUCUCCCCCGGAGGACAGUCAGCCUCUGAGUUUUAUCGCAAACAUAUAUCAGUCACGCCCCUACCGAGUCUGGUGCAAGGAGGUUACCAAUGUGACCAAGGAAGUUUUCUGGAUCUUCCUGCAUCAUCUCAACGUGAUCCCGAUCUUGAAAGACGAUAAACCGGGUGUGAGCUACCGAGAACGUCAUUUCCCUGCCCCUAGGCCUCCAGUUCCCGCCGCUCCAUAUGUUGGUGGCGUGGAAUGGGAUGCGACCAACUACUUGGCUGCGCACCUGGACCUCAUGAAUGGCCUGGUGGCGUCGUUGCCAACGAGCGAAGAACGUAACCAGCUUCGAGAAGAAUUUCGAGCCUCGGGAUUCGAGAAGGUCAUGGGCGGUAGUUUGCGAACAUGCAAGGAGAAGUUUUAUUCCUCCGUGCACGAUUGCCUAAAGACAUGGGUUGCUGCAGCUGUAGCUGACGGAUGGCCAUACACAUCGGUCCGCGAAGGUCCUCCGCGGCCGGAGCCUGGGUCGCCGAGCAAAACCGCGAUCAAAGCAGCAGCUGGAAGCCCCAGAAAGGGUGUCUUGGACGAACAGCCUCCCAAGCUGGAACUUGCGCUGGAUGUCCCUGCUGGUCGUGGCGGGGCCCAAGGCAACAGUGGCCUUGGGAAUUGGCUCUAG
Aspergillus welwitschiae is the source of this 2559-nucleotide messenger RNA. RefSeq lists its product as uncharacterized. Gene Ontology annotation, molecular function: actin binding; small GTPase binding. Lineage: Eukaryota; Fungi; Ascomycota; Eurotiomycetes; Eurotiales; Aspergillaceae. Gene Ontology annotation, biological process: actin cytoskeleton organization. The record is from RefSeq and is a predicted model, not a curated record. Bases 1 to 2559 code for a protein of 852 amino acids. The transcript has 3 exons.